AUGGCGGCCUAUGCAGCCUUGGUUUCUCUAAUGCAUAUCAUACACGACAUCGAGAGCCAUCAUUCCCCUCCCAUUUCUCUCGACAAACAACAACUUCAAUCUCUCACUGAAAAUGUUAUCUUCUUGCAGGAAUUUCUUGAAGGUUGUAAGUCCCCUGUUUCCGACGGAGACGAAGCUCAUCCAUUGGAGAUGCGUAUUGCAGAUGCAGCUUAUGCGGCUGAAGAUGCUAUCGAGUCACAUAUUGUGAGCAAGAUUCAGUUGGAGAUGCGUGUUACAGAUACAACUUAUGCGGCUGAAGAUGCUAUCGAAUCACAUAUUGUGGGCAAGAUUCAGCUUAGCAGAUCCAGAAAAACCAUUUUCAGCCGCUUCUUCAACUGCUUUCGAGAUCCCAAAAAUGUCUCAUCAAAUCGUGAUGAACAGAUGAAGUUGUUUCAAGAUGUACAAAAUGUGAUAGAAGAAAUGGAUGAGAUCAAGAGAGUGACGAUGGAGAUCAACACAGAGAAGGUGCGUAGCUUUGUCUCUGCCUCUGUUUCUUCUUCCACUGGGAACAACAGUUGUGGCGUGGUAGUGUGGUCUGAGGAUGUCUUACUGGGAAUCCUUGAAAGGCUCGUUGCAGACAAUCCCGAUCGCCAAGUCAUCCCCAUCACAGGCAUGGGCGGGAUAGGUAAGACCACUCUUGCCAAAACUCUUUACUCAAAGCCAAUUAUUAAGGAGCGUUUUGAUAUUUAUGCUUGGGCUACUAUUUCUCAACAAUACGCCACAAGAGAAAUUCUUUGUCAACUUGUUUCUCAAGCCACUAACAAAACCAAGCAACAGCUAAGUGAAAGGAGUGAAGAUGAAGUAGGAUUAGAGCUCUACCAAUAUUUGUCAGGUAGAAGGUUUCUAAUUGUAAUGGAUGAUAUGUGGAGUAUCGAUGCAUGGGAUACGAUACAACGUUACUUUCCUAACAAUGAGAACUGUAGUCGGGUAUUAGUGACGACUAGGCUAUCACAGUUGAGUUCCCAAUUGAACAACAAUUAUAGCCUUCAAAUGGGAUUUUUAGAUGAGGAUAGAAGCUGGAAUUUGUUCUCAAAAAUUGUGUUUGGGGUUGGAAGUUGCCCUCGUGAAUUAGAGAAAAUUGGAAGGAAAAUUGUAGAGAAUUGCCGAGGACUUCCAUUAUCAAUUGUUGUAGUGGGAGGUAUUUUGAAAACUAUGGAACAUACUCCAGGAUAUUGGGAAUCGAUAAGGAAGAACUUAAGUUCAGUAGUGAAUUUGGAUAAUGAUAAGCAUUGCUUGAAAUUGUUGAAAAUGAGCUAUAAUCAUUUGCCAAUUUAUUUAAAGCCAUGUUUUUUGUACAUGGGAGUGUUUGAGGAGGAUGAUUCAGUUAGAGUCUUAACACUGGUGAAGCUAUGGGUUUCAGAAGGAUUUCUAAAACCAAUGAAUAACAAAAGUUUGGAAACUAUUGCCAAAGAGUUCUUAAAGGACUUGGUUGAUAGAAAUCUCAUUUUAGUUGAUCAGUUGGGAUCUACUGGAAACAUAAAAAGAGUCAAAAUUCAUGAUUUGUUGAGGGAUUUAUGCUUGAAGGAGGGCAAGAGAGACGGGUUCUAUCAUGUGAUAGGGCAACCAAGUCCUCGAGGCAUAUAUAGUCAACGCCGCAUUGUUAUCCCGAGGAACACUUCGAAGAAGAAAGUCGUUGAUGAGAUGCAAUAUAUGUCACAUGCUCGUUCCAUUAUUUGUGAAUACGGUAAAGUCCCUCGGUGCCCGAAUUAUGGAUUGUUGAGGACUAUACAUGCAUACAAAUUUCGUGCUUUUGAAGAUGAAAGCUACGUGAAUUCCCUUGUGUCUGGGUAUGUUAACUUGCGCCACCUUGCUGUUGAAGUUGAUAGCAUGUCCUCGAUCUUUUCUUCGUUCCAUCGCCUCUGGAAUUUGCACACAUUGAUCGUUUCUUGUCCGUAUAAGUCUACGUCGUCUACUGCGCCUACUGAGAUUUGGAAAAUGCCUCAGCUGAGGCAUAUUAAGAUGGCUGAAGGAAGAUUGCGUUUCCCAGAUCCUUCGACUGAUGCUGCCACCAUGCAAAAUCUAGUGGUACUUGAGGGAGCACAUAAUUUCAAGUGCGAUGAAGAGGUGGUUAAGAGACUUCCCAAUAUCGAGAAGUUGGGAAUACAGUAUUCAGGGACAGAGGGAAUCAACCAUGAUGGUGAUUAUUAUCUGAGCAAUAUUAAAUGUUUGUGUAAAUUGGAAUCCCUCAGCAUCUAUUGUGAGUAUGAUUUUAGAGGGAAUGCUUCUCUGCAUAAGCUCACUAUUCCCCAAACCCUCAAGAGUCUGACUCUUGUGAUGAAAGGUGAUUUCGAAUGGGAAGGAAUGUUGGAAAAGAUAGGCGCAUUGCCUCUUCUGCAGAAGUUUAAAUUGUCGUUUGGAUGCUUUGGAAGAGGCAAGUGGGAAAUGGUUGAAGGCCAAUUCCCUUGCCUCAAAUACUUACUAUUGUAUUCGUGUCCUAGUCUGGAGCGUUGGACUGCAGAGGCGAGCUCCGUUGUCCUUCCACGCCUUGAGAAGCUUUAUCUUUAUUAUUUGGAAGAGUUGAAGGAGAUCCCAUCUCAAAUUGGAGACAUACCGACACUACAAAAGAUAUGGUUGUUCAACUGCAGUGUAUCAGCAGCGAUGUGUGUGAAAGAGAUUGUAGAGGAACAAGUGGAAUUGCAAGGGGAAGAUCUUUCAUUUCAUGUUCAAGUUCGGCUCCCGCGUAUGAACGAAGCAGUGCAGAGCUUGGCAGGUCCCAACUUUGAAGUUUGCUAG
Messenger RNA from Salvia miltiorrhiza (redroot sage), 2772 nucleotides. RefSeq names its product putative late blight resistance protein homolog R1B-16. The coding region runs from base 1 to 2772 and encodes 923 amino acids. The transcript has a single exon. Gene Ontology annotation, molecular function: ADP binding. Lineage: Eukaryota; Viridiplantae; Streptophyta; Magnoliopsida; Lamiales; Lamiaceae. The record is from RefSeq and is a predicted model, not a curated record. Gene Ontology annotation, biological process: defense response to other organism.